AUGAACUAUGAAGCAGACGUCGUCUCCUUGUCACUAUCGCCGCUGGCUUGUACUUCCAUUCCAGUAACAAUUUUCGACUCGAUUGGGAUUUCUUUUGGGCUGAUAUUUUAUCCGACAAGUGGUGUCAUUGCUGUGUCAAGGGUGUCAUUCUCAUUGGACGCAAUCAUGACAAAAACUAAAAUAAAGGGGGAGAAGGUCGCCGACUUCGGUCUCAGCGGCGUCCGAGGACCAGCACAGGCAAAAGCCGAAAGCCGCCAGUUCUCAAGCAACCAAGCGCAUAAUUACGUAGCACAAUACGAGUCUCCUUCUAGUUCCACGCCCUCAACAGGUCCUCGCGACGAGCAUUUAACCUUCGUCGCAGUGUAUUGCUUCGAUCCCAGCACACUACCCAACUGGCCUUUCGAGCGGCAGCGCCCGCUGCCUUUGGUGCCGGGGCAGGUUGUAAAAGUCUUGUACGACGAUGGGUCCGAUUGGUUGCUGGGAAAUUUGCUGCAAAGCCCGGCCAGGAAAGGCUAUUUUCCGAGAAACUAUGUGGUUACGGUAGAGGAAUAUCGGGCGGUGAUGGAGGAAUUCAUCUCGUCCGGGGACGAGGAUAUUAGCGAUAGGCGUUCCACCACCCUGAAAAGAUAGGAGGCACUAACAACACGACUUCCAUGCAGCAUUGCUAUAACAGGACAAAAGAAUGACCAUCUUCAGGGAGGCCUUGUUGGUCGUGGUCGAACGUUUCCACAGGUGCUCAUUUUUCAGCACUGUCUUUCAAUAAAUCAGGCUUGCCUGGCUGCUACAACAA
Amoebophrya sp. A120 is the source of this 790-nucleotide messenger RNA. NCBI's taxonomy places the organism in Eukaryota, Dinophyceae, Syndiniales, Amoebophryaceae. The record is from the annotation of a GenBank genome assembly.